UUGUUACAGUUGAGUCAUCUAGGCAACAAUUUAUAUCAAAUUUAGUCAGUCAUGUUUUCCUGUUUCUGUGCAUGUCUAGUGUUUUCUCGUUUGUUUGACAUGAGAAAUGAUAUGCUGUAGAGACUUUGUGUUCUGUCUUAAUUUCUCUAAUGAAUUUUUGUUUUUUUAUGUACUAUAAAAAGUUCACUUAGCUUGACUCAGACUCCAAACUCUGACUCCCCUGAAGUGAGAAGCACCUGAAAUCUUUGUUCUUUUAGCUUUUCUAGCAUUUUGUCAGGCCACUGGGGUCUCCCCAAUCUAUUGUUGUUCACUGAUCUGCCAGAGAUUUGAGUAGAUUUGAUAUACAGAUAUGUGGGGCUCACAACUCUGAUGUUUCUUCCCUUCAAGGAUUUCACUGCUAAUGGUCUGGUUUUUCUUCCAGCUCCAAAUUAUAUUCUCUGACAUUUCAAGCCAGAAAGUAUAGCCAGCUUCAUGGGCCUGAGACCUGCAAAUUCAUACAAGGGCCACAUGCAAGGUUGAAUGUUCUGCUAUCACUGUCUUGAAAUUAUUAGUUUUUCAAUGAGGAGCCACAUUUUAACGGAUGUACAUAAGUAUAAAACUUCAUCCUAGGCCUGGUGUGGAGGACAAGGUGGGAGGAUCCCUUGAGCCCAGGAGUAUCAGAUCAGCCUGGACAACAUAGUGAGACCUUGUCUUUACUAAAAAUACAAAUUUUUUAAAUUAGCCAGGCCUGGUGGUGCACACCUGUAAUUCUGGUUUUUCUGGAGGGUGAGGCGGGAAGAUUAUUUGAGCCCAGGAGUUCUACAUUGCAGUGAGCUAUGAUCAUGCCACUGCAUUCCAGCCUGGGUGACAGAGAGAGCCCUGUCUUAAAUAUAUAUAUAUAUCCAUACUGUAUUUGUUUUUAUUUUCAGCUGGCUUUAAAAUACAAACAAAAUAUCCUUCUUGUAUGAUACUGAUAAAAUUUAGCUAAUAAGUUAUAAAAGAAAAACAAUUGCUUAUAUUAUACUGGGUCUCAGUAUUUUCAAAAGCCUUCCUUGCCUCACAUACUACUCUUCCUCACCCUGAUUUAAACAGGACCCUCUCUUAUACUCUGAGAAUCUUGUUAUCUUUCAUAGCACUCUCGUAAUUUACAAUUAAUAUAUUUACCUGUGUUUUUAGGAUUGAACAUAUUUCUACCUCAUAAGUCUGUAAACUCCAUGAGGACCCAUGUCUUUGCCUCGUGCCUCACCCAGCACCAACAAGAAUGCCUAGCAUACUGUAGGCACUUAAUUAAAUGGAUCAAUGGAUAAAUGGACAGAUGGAUGAGUGAAUGAAUAGUGAAAAUGACAGUGAUAUUUAGUAACAUUUUCUAUUUUGCCAAGUUAGAUUUUCUAUAGUACUUUCUUUUGCUCAAAGAUCUAAAAGUAUGCCAUAAUUUUGACAAAAUUUUGGGAACAAUGUUAGGUCAAUAGUACAUAUAUGCACAUUUGUUAUUAGUAGGACCCCCAAAAGAAGUGUGAAUGCCAGAUCUCCAACUUCUUGAUUUAAAAAUGUAAUCCAGGCUGGGCGCAGUGGCUCACUCCUGUAAUCCCAGCACUUAGGGAGGUGAAGUGGGUAGAUCAGUUGAGGUCAGGAGUUCGAGACCAGCCUGACCAACACAGUGAAACCGUCUCUACUAAAAAUACUUUUAAAAAGAUACACACACACACACACACACACACACACACACACACACACACCUGGGCAUGGUGGUAGGCACCUGUAGUCCCAGCUAAUCAGGAGGCUGAGGCAGGAGAAUCACUGGAACCUGGGAGGUGGAGGUUUCAGUGAGCCGAGAUCACGCCACUGCACUCCAGCCUUGGUGACAGAGCUCCCUCUGUCUUACAUUUUGUAAGACAAAAAAAUGUAAUCCAAUGUAGUAUUUACACGUAGUGCCGACGGGUACAGUGCACACUGUGCUUCAUGCUGUGUUGCAUUAAACAGCCUAAUCUGGUGUGUUAAUGAGAUAUUAGAGUAUUUUAACUAUCAGUUAUAAUAUUACACGUCAUUUUCCCGGAAAUCAAGAAGCACAUGAAAACAGGAGGUUUUUCACAAGCUAUAUUCAAAUGUUCACCUGUUGCAGAAGCUGUAUUAGAUGAUGUACGAUCAGUGGGAAAUAACUGAAGACAUAGGACCACUGGCGGGCUUAUUUCUCAGCGUCGUGGAGGCAGCGCACCUAGUCUGAACGCCCAUCUGCUCCCCUCUGCGCCGUAUUUUGGAUUAAUACAGUGUACAAUCUCAUAUUCUCAUUUCAGCAAAUAUAAAUAGUACAUGGCAAUUAAUAUGUGCUUUUUUAAGGGUGGUUUUCAUUUUUAAGGGUGGAGAUUGUUGAAAAUGGUGUCGUGGACCAGACUCCAGAAUUGGAGAUUUUGUAGAGGUCAAAGAUAUCAUACUAAUUAAAGUAAGGAUAAAGAGUGUGAGGACACACGUGUAAGAUAAUGAGCAGAAAAGGGAGUGGCAAGGUGCAGAGAUCUUUGCAAGCAGUGUACUGGGGAAACUGAAGGCUUUAAAGCCACGGUCUCUAUCCCUGCACCCGGCUUUCCGUCCUUAGUUACUGUGACCCAAGAUCAAAGCCACCCUGGUUUUCUAAUUGCCGCAAUUGCGGCUCCAGGUGGUGACUGCACAGCCACUGCGGCACUGUCCGCAGCUGCGCGCCUGGCUCAGACGGCAAUGUUUACGGUACAAAAUACCCGCCCGCGCGACGGUAUUUACGGUAACGGGAACCCGGCUGCGCGGCAGUAUUUACGGUAACGAAAGCCAAGCCACGCAGCUGUAUUUACGGUAGCGAGGGCUGGACCGGCGGCGGCAUUUACGGUAACGGGGGCCGGGCUAGCGGAGGCCGGUCCGCUCUGCCCGCUCUGGGCGUUAUCAAGUGAUCUCCAGCCAAGUCGGCCGCCACCCCCUGCACUCAGCGAAAAAUGCAAAAUGGCCCUCUGGGGCAGUGAGGGGCCGUGGCCCUCGGCCCGGGCCCGCCGCACCCCCUUAACGCAGCUGGCGGCCUGCAGCGCCGAACGGCGUCCGGGUGCAGCCCCCUCCCGCCCCUCCUCAGCGGCGCCAGCCUGAACCGGGCGCGGGAACCAGGCCGCUCUCGGCGACCAACCCGCCCUAGUCCCGCGCUCCCUGCUCGGUGCCGCGCCCACAUGGGUCUGUGCUACAGUCUGCGGCCGCUGCUUUUCGGGGGCCCAGGGGACGACCCCUGCGCGGCCUCGGAGCCGCCGGUGGAGGACGCGCAGCCCGCUCCGGCCCCGGCCCCAGCCCUAGUCCCGGCGGCCGCAGAGGACACGGCCCGGACCCCGCUCCCUCGGGGCGGCGGCGGGAGCCCGGCGUGCGCUCGGCCCAAAGCGGACAAGCAGAAGGAGAAGCGGCGGCGCACCGAACAGCUGAGCGCCGAGGAGCGCGAAGCGGCCAAGGAGGCAAGGAAAGUGAGCCGGGGCAUCGAUCGCAUGCUGCGCGAGCAGAAGCGCGACCUGCAGCAGACGCACCGGCUCCUGCUGCUCGGGGCUGGUGAGUCUGGGAAAAGCACGAUCGUCAAACAGAUGAGGAUCCUGCACGUCAAUGGGUUUAAUCCCGAGGAAAAGAAGCAGAAAAUUCUGGACAUCCGGAAAAAUGUUAAAGAUGCUAUCGUAACAAUUGUUUCAGCGAUGAGUACUAUAAUACCUCCAGUUCCGCUGGCCAACCCUGAAAACCAGUUUCGAUCAGACUACAUCAAGAGCAUAGCCCCUAUCACUGACUUUGAAUAUUCCCAGGAAUUCUUUGAUCAUGUGAAAAAACUUUGGGACGAUGAAGGUGUGAAGGCAUGCUUUGAGAGAUCCAAUGAGUACCAGCUGAUCGACUGUGCACAAUACUUCCUGGAAAGAAUCGACAGCGUCAGCUUGGUUGACUACACACCCACAGACCAGGACCUCCUCAGAUGCAGAGUUCUGACAUCAGGGAUUUUUGAGACACGAUUCCAAGUGGACAAAGUAAACUUUCACAUGUUUGAUGUUGGUGGCCAGAGGGAUGAGAGGAGAAAAUGGAUCCAGUGCUUUAACGACGUCACAGCUAUCAUCUACGUCGCAGCCUGCAGUAGCUACAACAUGGUGAUUCGAGAAGAUAACAAUACCAACCGGCUAAGAGAGUCCCUCGAUCUUUUUGAAAGCAUCUGGAACAACAGGUGGUUACGGACCAUUUCUAUCAUCUUGUUCUUGAACAAACAAGAUAUGCUGGCAGAAAAAGUCUUGGCAGGGAAAUCAAAAAUUGAAGACUAUUUCCCAGAAUAUGCAAAUUAUACUGUUCCUGAAGAUGCAACACCAGAUGCUGGAGAAGAUCCCAAAGUUACAAGAGCCAAGUUCUUUAUCCGGGACCUGUUUCUGAGGAUCAGCACGGCCACCGGCGACGGCAAACAUUACUGCUACCCACACUUCACCUGCGCCGUGGACACAGAGAACAUCCGCAGGGUGUUCAACGACUGCCGCGACAUCAUCCAGCGGAUGCACCUCAAGCAGUACGAGCUCUUGUGAGGGCGCUGCUGCCACCCCGCGACCAAGCGGCGCCCGGGACUGCCUGUCUGCCGGCCCCACGCCAUGGUAGGAGGCAGAGUCUCUAGUUCCAUCUCGCUGCCGUCUGUCCUGUUCUGUGUCGACCACCAAGCCUCUGGCUACCUCUGUCCCCUCAGGUUUGGUUGUGUAGCUAAUGUUGUCAUUGAACACAACCUUCUGCAGCAUCCCACCCCCAAACCACUGACUCUCACUUGCUGACACUGCAGCAGACUCUCUCUGGGUGGGGGCCCCUUUAUUCAUUCUCAUUUAUUGAUUCACUGAGAACUUGGUAGAUGGGGAGAAAACGCAGUUUGGGUUUUUUCACGUUAUCAAGCGUUACUGCAAGAGCGUAUGUCCAGUGCUCCCAGCUCAGCCUCUGAGUUUCCCUUUAUGAAGCUGCGGGCUGAGGAGCAAUGGUCCCUUCCCAUCAGCCUUGGCCCAAGACUUAGAGUCAACCCCAAGCAACAGAGUGACCAGAAACCCUUUUACGGUCACAUUUGGAGUUGCUGCUGGCCUCAGGCAUCUGAAUUAGAGCUACUUUGAGCCUCUUACAUUUAGGCAGAAAACCUACCACAUUCACUACUGCAAAACGUGUCCUGUCUAAAAAUGAUUCUCUAAACUUUCACUAUACUUAGGCAUAAUCUUCUUAGAUUCUUUGCUGUUGUCCUAUUGCUGGUUUGUUUUACUGUACAGACCACAAAUGUAACAUUCUUUUGUAUAACUACUAAAGAAAAAUUCUUGUAGAUCUUUGUGCCUUUACCAUGGCUAUCUAUACCUGUACAUGACAUGUGUCUGUAUUGUGCUGAAUAGCUUAAUGUCAACAUUACCUGCUGCUUACUCUGAAAAAGGGAAUGAAUGGUAGCUAUAGAAUUUAGGAUCUUUUAUCAGGUUGGCACUUUAUAAAAUACUCCUUGAUUUAAAAAAUUGUAAAUUAUACACAUUCAUCAUCCACAUUCUACCAACAAUGCCGUACCAACAUCACAAGCUGUUGCAACCACCUGCUCCUACUUCUCUGAGCUAUAAAAACCUGAACUCAAUUCACUGGUACAAAUCACAAUCUCAUCUUUCAGAGAACCAGGGAUUUUCUUUUUCUCUCUCUCUAGACAAUAUGUUUCCUAAUUACUCUGCUAAUGAAAGACUUCUUCAACUUCCCUAAGUGGAAACAGGGCAAUGACUCCCUCAGUCAAAACUCUGGACACAGGCUACAUCAGACAAGUAAACAAAUGGCAAGAGAAAAACAAAACAUGAUGUGUCGACAUUUGUGUCUGGCCUAGGAGAAUAAGGAUGACAGCUUCACUUGCCUUUUGAAGAAGAAACAUUGCAAAACCUUAAUUUGAAGUAUAAUCUCAAAAGAUAUGGCUCUUUCUCACACUUGCAAGAUUUACAAAUACAGCCUCAAACAUUAUGCACACAAACAAUAUCUAGAAAGUAGGAAUUGUUGUAGCGAUAACGUUUCACAUUCUAUCUGUAGCCACAGAGUUGAAAGUAGUUUUUGUAGGUCUAAAAUAAUCUGUAAAGAUGCCCAAAGUUAAAUUUUCAACAAUACAAAUCUAGAAAAGUGACAGCCUACAUUACUUAAUUACUCGCCUUUCAGUCUUUAGUCUUUAAUAUUUUAAAGUUUACUCUAUAAAUCAGCAUUUUGUAAUCCUUUAUAAACUCAUCCAGAUUUAAAUGCUUUUUCAUGAAGAAAGGAUGACAACUUUGUAGACAGUCCAUGCGACACACACAUAUUUUAUCUCAUCGCCAUCUUCCUGCCCCUCCUAUCCACUGUCUCAUAAAACCCUCAGCUGAACUAAGAUAAAUACAGUGGAAAUCAUUUUCAGUUCCCCGGCACUGUCGAAGUAAAACAAGAAACUGCAAAGCUACACCCCCCGCAAGAAAAGGAAGUGUGGUGUUGUAUGCAUCAUCACUCAACAAUUACCCUCUAACUAAACAUCCUGUUUAAGAGUUUAAUUCAUACAAGAGCCAGAUUUUUAAGAAAAAAACAAAAAGAAUAAAUUUUAUCCAGCUUAAAAUUAUUAAAGCAUUUAUUUUCAAGUACCAAAAGCCAUAUCCCAUUCCAUGUUUCAAGUCUCUUUUGAUCAUUGACAGACAUUAUCAGAUGUAUCAACUUAGUCUCCUGUAGAGAAAACUACACUUAUCUAAAAAUCUGAUCCAUUAAUUUAUCAAGUAUAAAAAUCUACAAAACAUAUGUCCUCCACAUCACAUCUGUACUUUUUUUAAAAAAUAUAUUUUUGAGACAAAGUCUUGCUCUUUAACCCAGACUGGAGUGCACGAUCUUGGCUCACUGCAACCUCCACCUCCCGAGUUCAUGGGAUUCUCCUGUCUCAGCCUCCCAAGUAGCUGGGAUUACAGGUGCUUGCCACCACACCUGGCUAAUUUUUGUAUUUUUAGUAGAGAUGGGGUUUCACCAUGUUGGCCAGGCUGGACUUGAACUCCUGACCUCAAGUGAUCCACCCGUCUCGGCCUCCCAAACUGCUGAGAUUACAAGUGUGAGUCACUGUGCCCUGCCACAUCUGUACUUUUAAGGGUACAGCUUUACAGUACAUAGGAAUUUGAGAACCACUUUACAGGAAGAGGGAAACAAGCCCAAUAUUUAUGUAUACACAUAAUCUCAGUGUGUGCUAGGGUCAUCAGGCCCUUCCUGGGGGAGCAAGGACUGUCGUGCAUGUGAGUGAUGACAUUAAUAGCAUUUACAUACUGUACAGAUGCAACCUUUGAUGAUACAUAUAUUUGAUAAAAAUGAGAAAACAGAUUUGUUGUAGAGUACCUGUCCAUUUUUAUAGCAUGAGAACAGUACAAUCAACUAUUUAUUUUGCAAUUACUCAUUUCAGUGAUUGAGAAUUUCUGUGAUUUGCAGAGAGACAGCCUAUAAUUGGUCUCAACAUCCACUUGGUUCUAACAUGAUCUCUGCCCAAAGUUCCAUUAUUUGGGUUUUGAUACUUAUUGCUAAGUGCAGACGUCAACUGCUCUUUACCUUGUCUUAUGCUUUCUGAGCAGGUUUGAUCCAGAAAGAAAAGGUGAGGCUAAAAGCCCAAAGUGAGUGAGUGUGAGGACCACAAGGAAGCCCACCGCUCCACAGUAGAUGAUCAAAACCACGUGCUCACGUGGGAGGUAGCACUUGGAGAGGGCGUAGUCUGUGGGUGUGAUGCUACCCUGGAAAAAGGGAAGAGAAAGUUAGGCUGAGAGCACCAGACACAGGUUGAACACCACAGUCUUAGAAACAACAGAGGGAAGACUGCCUUCUCAGGUCCCCCUCAGGUGAGACAGGGAAGGGGCCCUCCUCACCUGAGACCAAGAGGGCCUGGCCUUCCGCCUGCACAGGUCACCCCUGACCAGCCCAGGCUCUGGCAGGAGAAACAAGGAAGGCCCAAGUGUGCCUGAGUGGCAAAUGUCUGGGACACCGACCUCUCUGCCAAAACUGGCCCCUGGCCCACUGGGUUCCCAUCAAAUAUAGUGGGGGUUCCAUAACAGAGAUUCAGAGAGGCACCAUGGAGUUCCAGGGUCAUCAGUUGGCGAGGAACAGGAGGGAUGGGUGUCUUCCUGUCCCUUGAUGCUGAGCUAAGCAAUCACUCCCUAGAAAUACAUGUGUCCAGGUCAUCUCAGUGGGCUUUUCUUUGCAGGUACUUUUAUGCAGAAUGACAGUGGCAAAUGUUUUAAUUUACUCUGAAUCUUAAAAUGUUAGGGCUUCCUCACCUUUUUAUGAAGUAAAAGAACUUGACAUACCAGCAUCAUGAGCUGGAUGCAGGAGCCUAUGGCUAAAAGGAGUUAAAACACCCAGUGGUCAUUAACUACCAUGAAACAUUUUUAUCCACCUGCAAAGGCUGUUGCAUUCUCUGCCAGGGAAAAUGGACAUGUUUAGAAACUAGGAGAAGAUGGCUGAGUAUAGCUAAUGAAUAAAUGGUUGUUUCUUUAGAAAAUUAAACACAGAGAGUGUAAGAGGAGAGGACACUGCCUUCCCUGAAGGAUAAAUUCCACCUGGACGGUACCCUGCCCUCGUUCUUUACAUUAACCACCCAAGAAUGUCAUGCCAAUUGGUUCCUGAAAGGGUGUUUGGCAAGGGGCAGUGUACGGACCUAAGUGUAGAGGAAAGGAAAUUGUGUGGCUUUUGUACAUUUUUAUAGAUUGCAGCUAUUAAAUAGUUGAUGAGUGUGUUGAUUUAAAUACUUAUGAAAGCUUUCAGACAAAAAUAAACUUUCACCUUACCAUGAUGAAA
Molecule: messenger RNA, 8748 nt
Organism: Callithrix jacchus (white-tufted-ear marmoset)
Lineage: Eukaryota; Metazoa; Chordata; Mammalia; Primates; Cebidae
Gene: GNAL
Product: G protein subunit alpha L
Biological process (GO): sensory perception of chemical stimulus; adenylate cyclase-activating dopamine receptor signaling pathway
Cellular component (GO): heterotrimeric G-protein complex; cytoplasm
Molecular function (GO): G-protein beta/gamma-subunit complex binding; GTP binding; GTPase activity
Source: RefSeq, a predicted model, not a curated record